AUGGCUUCUGCUGCUUCUUCCUCUCCAGCAUUUCUCUCGGAGGUUCCAUUAAUAGACCUUUCUUCACCAGAUGCUAAACAACUCAUUGUUAAAGCCUGUGAAGAACUUGGUUUUUUCAAAGUCGUCAACCAUGGCGUUCCUAUGGAAUUUAUCUCCACUCUCGAAUCAGAAUCCACUAAUUUCUUCUCCCUUCCCCUCUCUGAAAAACAAAAAGCUGCUCCUCCUUCCCCUUUUGGCUAUGGCAACAAACAAAUUGGCCGCAAUGGCGACGUGGGCUGGGUCGAAUACAUUCUCUUAAACACACACCUAGAAUCCAACUCCGAUGGGUUUCUCUCCAUUUUUGGCCAAGACCCACAAAAACUCCGCUCUGCUGUGAACAAUUACAUAUCAGCUGUGAGGAAUAUGGCGUGUGAAAUCCUUGAGUUAAUGGCGGAAGGAUUGAAGAUUCAGCAGAGGAAUGUGUUCAGUAAACUGGUGAUGGAUGAAGAGAGUGACUCUGUUUUUAGGGUGAACCAUUAUCCGCCAUGUCCACAGAUUCAAGCCUUGAAAGGGAUGAACAUGAUUGGAUUUGGAGAACAUACAGACCCACAGAUUAUAUCGGUCUUAAGAUCAAAUAAUACUUCUGGACUUCAAAUUUCUCUUGCUGAUGGGAAUUGGAUUUCUGUUCCUCCUGAUCAAAACUCUUUUUUCAUCAAUGUUGGUGACUCUUUACAGGUGAUGACUAAUGGAAGAUUCAAAAGUGUUAAGCAUAGGGUAUUGACAAACAGCUUGAAGUCAAGAAUUUCAAUGAUAUAUUUUGGUGGGCCACCGUUAAGUGAAAAAAUAGCUCCUUUGCCUUCACUUAUGAAAGGAGAAGAAAGAAGUUUGUACAAAGAGUUUACUUGGUUUGAGUACAAAAGAUCAGCUUACAACUCCAGGUUGGCAGAUAACAGGCUUGUUCACUUUGAAAGAAUUGCAGCCUCAUAA
Molecule: messenger RNA, 966 nt
Organism: Cucumis sativus (cucumber)
Lineage: Eukaryota; Viridiplantae; Streptophyta; Magnoliopsida; Cucurbitales; Cucurbitaceae
Product: gibberellin 2-beta-dioxygenase 1
Exons: 3
Coding region: 1-966 (321 amino acids)
Biological process (GO): response to light stimulus; gibberellin catabolic process
Source: RefSeq, marked provisional